Messenger RNA from Linum tenue, 813 nucleotides. Lineage: Eukaryota; Viridiplantae; Streptophyta; Magnoliopsida; Malpighiales; Linaceae. The record is from the annotation of a GenBank genome assembly.
UUCUUUGAAUCCUUCGAUUCUUCAAUUGGGAAACAAAAUUAAUUGAGACGUCUACUAAUUUCAUAUUCCUUUCUACAUGCAAAUUAGAAUGAGUAGUCAGAAUCAGAACCCUAGGUUGCGACGAACAGAGAGAAGACAAGUUAGUAGGCGAUGACGAAGGACGAGAGGUAUGGAAGAGGAGAUGGUGGCAGGUUGAUGGCAGUUAAAAUUAGGCGAAGCGGAGAGUGUGGCGGUGGAGGGAGAGGACUAACCUCUUGGGUCUCAUCAGUGGAGGAAAGGAGAAGACGAUUUCUUCUAGGGAGGAGGAAAAGAAGACGGCGGCAGGGGAGCUUGGAUUUGAUGUGUUUGCUACUAUAUGUUGUUGCUAAUAGGUACUUCUUACUUGAGCUCUAUAUCCCACUCUUGUUAAUUAUGUACUUUUGCAUUUGUAAUACAGUUUUGCUGGACCCGAUGGAACCAUCCAAAGACGUUUUGGAGAAGGAACAAACCAUUUCUGAUUCGGCUAUACUAUCUGAGAUUGAUAGAACUAUGAAGAGACAUGGUGUUAAUUCUAGACUGAUCUAGUUGGAGAGCAGAACCCGCCACGGCGCCACCUCAAGAGUUCUAUGGUUUAUUUGAGGGUUUUAUAUUCAUUUUGCCGAUUUCUGCCACUGGAAGAGUUUGGUGUUGGGUUUUUUGCAGGUUGCGGCCACUGGAGAGUUAGAUUAGAAUUAUGAUUGUUUUCUGUUAGGCUCACUUCGAAUCAUGGUGGAGCUUAGCAAAAAACGAGUAUGAUGUAUGCUGCUUGUAUGUAGUUGUUUUGAAUUAAAAAUU